Messenger RNA from Papilio polytes (common Mormon), 1449 nucleotides. RefSeq lists its product as uncharacterized. The transcript has 2 exons. NCBI's taxonomy places the organism in Eukaryota, Metazoa, Arthropoda, Insecta, Lepidoptera, Papilionidae. The coding region runs from base 60 to 1286 and encodes 408 amino acids. The record is from RefSeq and is a predicted model, not a curated record.
AUCAGUACUGAAUAUGAAUUCACUCCGUGAAAUACAAGAGAGAAGAACGAUACUAAAAUAUGGAACUAUUAAACCAAAGUGAAAUAGAAUCAAUAGUUAAACAUUAUGGAACUUCGACUAUUGUAAAAUGGUACAUAGAAGAUUAUUCUGACAAACUAGUAGGAUAUCUCGGAGAGCAUCUUCGGUUGGUCAUAACCUUAAAUUCAAAUGGAAUUGAAAAAGAUUUGAAACUGUUUGUAAAAUGCAUGCCAAGGAAUAACAAAUGGAAAGCUAAAUAUCUCAAAGAGUUGAUGUUUUUUCAAAAGGAAUAUAUUAUGCUGAGCAAAUUAUUCAUUAAUUUCAAAGAUGGAGAAGAAUCGAGAAAAUGGCGGCCGAAACUCUUAUACAUUAGGAACGAUUUAUUUGUAUUUGAAGAUGUAACUGAGUUCGGUUACCAAAUGCCGUAUCAUCGCAGCACAAUGGAUUACAAUGAACUGGUAUCUGUUAUAAACGCUAUGGCGAAGUUCCACGCACAGUCGAUAAUAUACGAAGAGAAAAACUCCAAAGAGUUGAAUAGAACGUACAGAAUUUGGGAGGAAUACAGCGAAUAUCUUAGUGAACCUGAGAAAGGUCAAUCUUGGAGGGACACUGGGGCAAGAGCGGUCGUUGAUUUUUUAAAAACAUACUCCAAAUAUCGAGCACAGACCGAUUACAUAAAAUACGUGGAAGUGGUAAUACCGAUGUUAUUCGAUUGCGCUGCAAAUUUAAUGAAACCGAGAACUGAAUGUCGUAAUGUUGUAAUACAUCGCGAUCUUUGGACGAAUAAUAUUUUCUUAAAGAAACACGAUAACGGUCAGAUCCAUUCCUUGAUUGUAGAUUAUCAAACAGUUUUAUAUUCUUCUCCUAUGCUUGAUUUGUCUUCUGUUAUUUACUUUAAUACAACUAGAAGUUUUAGAGACCGAAACACAGAUCAAUUAAUAGAUUUAUAUUAUUCUUUACUGACUGAUGAAUUACGUUUGGAAGGUAUUGAUGUUUUGAAUGUAAUUGAUAAGAAAACUAUUGUAAAAUCGUAUCAACAAAGUAUUGUGUUUGGUAUUACACAAGCGGCGUUGAUUGUGCCUAUCAUAGCCAUGAGCGAUGAAAUGAGGGAAAGGACAUUUGAGGAUCCGGAAACUUGUGAGAAAAUGAACGUAGUGUCAAGAAGUGAAGAGUUCAUAUACUUAGCUAAACAAGACGAAGAAUAUCGUAACCGAGUUAUAGAACUUUUCGAUGAAAUCUCUGAUAGAUACAUUUUUUUAUCUACUUGAUGUUCAUGAAUUUUUGUUUUUAGAUUUUAAUCUUAUUUGUAUGUCUUUCUGUCGCAUUCAGAGAGGUCACUUAACAAGUCCCUUUGUUCAAAUUCUCAAUGAUAAAUGUACGCUAAGCACAUAAACUAAUUUAAACAACCGAGUGCGGCAAUUAAACGCAGAA